CCAGGGUUUUCGUUGCUCGGUCGGCAGCAGUUGCGGGCAGUUGUAGGCAUUUAACGAAGGAGGACGGCCGUUUGGUGAGGAGAAUGAACACGUGAGGUCGGAAAAGGAGAGAGAGAGGUAGAGAGAGAGAUAGAUAGAUAGAUAAGAGCAAAUAAAAGUGGGUGAGAGGAAGAAGAGAAGAUAGAAGAAGGGGCGGAAGGAGGAAGCGAAGGUAGUUUGAGCGUCUAUCACGUAUGUUCGUAUCACCAUUCUACGUACCGGCGACAAAACGAAGAAGAAAAUUAGUAUUCCGUUUGGUGAAAAUUUUAAGGACGUCGAAAGAUCGCGAAGAGCAACGUACAACGGUUGAUUAUUUUCGUAAUAUCGAUCGAGAAACUUUUCACCUUUGCAUGCAUUCCCAAUACCCUUUCUCUUCGUUUUCUUUCUAUAAUCAGUAGUUCCGUUGACCGAUUCGACCGAUUCUAUAUCUUUGUCAUUGGAGUUCCUCUUAACGUGUUUCGAUUGGAUUGAAAAAAAUAAAAGAUUUCAACGAAUUCCUGGGAAAAAGGAAAAGGAGAAGGGGAGAGAGAGAGAGAGGAGGAGGAGGAGGAGAAGGAAGAGAAAAACGCUUUAGUGGGAUCGAUAGAUCGAGCGUAGGGGCUACAACACUGUGACUCGCGAUCGUGGGUGUGGGUGUUGGGUGCGAGUGUGCUUUCCCAGCCGCGUGUGCCUGCUUAGGUGCGUGCGUGCGUGCGUGCGUGAGUGCGUGCGUGUGUGUGUGCGUGAAGAGAAGAGGAGGCGACGCGUGAAGACGAGGACGACAACAACAACGAAGACGAGGACGACGGCGGCGACGGCAGCGGCAGCGGCGGCAACGACGACGACGGCGGCGGCGGCGACAACGAGGAGGACAACCACGACGACGAUCAAGACGACUACUACUACUAUUAAAGGUGGGACAAAGCGAGCAGUAUCUGCUUCGAAAGGAAGAAAAAGGAAGAAAAGCGUACACCUUUUUAGAAGAGGGAUCGCACGUUUUUGCAGGAGCCGACGGGAUGGAAGGUAGUUCUCAGCCACCGCCGUCGUCAUCGGAUAUAAUGAUGGGAAAGGAGAACGAGGAAGAAUCAAAGAUAUGUAGAAACGUCGAAAAGUCUGCUGCUGCCGCCGCCGCCGCCGCCGCCGCUGCUGCUGCAGCUGCCGCCUUGGUGGUGACCUCCUCUUCUGUCUCGUCCUCCUUCUCGUCCUCCACCUCGUCCUCCACCUCUUCUUCCUCUUCCGUCUCGUCUUCGUCACUAUCCUCCGCCUCUUCUACCUUCUCCUCGUCUUCAUCUUCUUGCUUCUCCUCCUCUUCCUCCUCCUCCUCUUCCUCCUCCUCAUCCUCUUCCAUAUCCUACUGGUCAAAUUCACCUGAUGCAACGUUACCGAACGAACCGGACUAUCGUGGCCGGGCUUCAAAUCUAAGAUCUAAUUCUUCUUCCCCGAUCCCAACCACAUCUCCGUCCCCGCCAGGGUGUGGCUGCGUCGCGGCCGCAGCCGUCGAACCCGACGAGAUCACGAUCAGCAUCACCCCGACAACUGGUGGACAAUUUGAUCUUACGGUCGAUCGUUCCGAAACUAUCGAAAAUCUUAAGAAGAUCAUUUCAAAGAGACUCAAGGUCGCUAAAGAACGCAUCUGUUUGUUGCACCUCGAGAGACAGCUACGCGAUGGAACUCUUGAGGAAAAUCGUUUGCAAGAUGGAAGUAGACUCACAUUAUUGCCAAGUGUGGAAACAGGAUUAUUGGCACAACGCCCAGAGCAAAGCGUAAUGCAAGCAUUGGAGAGUUUAAAUGACUCGCAGGUGAACGACUUCUUGUCUGGAAAGGCACCUCUAAAUCUGACGAUGCGGUUGGGCGAUCACAUGAUGCUGAUUCAACUGCAGUUAUCGACGGUGAGAGUGCCUUUACCAGGUAGCAAUCAAACGAACGGCAGCGGUACUACUAGCUUGACCGUCGGCGGAAACAACGGCGGUGGAAACGGACCGAAUCUUUCGACGAAUCACGUUUCGCCCUCACUUCAAAGUAGGCGAUCAACGGUGUUGGCGGCACGUUCUACAGCGAGUUCUACGGCGAAACUUCAACGAGGAAGCGCAGCAGCCCGUACGUCCUCCCUCGUAAGCCGUUUGGCAUCGGCUUUACAUGCUGCGGCGAGCUGCAGCACAAGUUUAUCGACAGCGACCAAAACGACAAGUUCAGUCUGUUCCAGUCGCGCUACCACUGCGUUUUCGGCUACCAACUGUUCGAGUAUGUGCCAGUCUCGACUUCUCUAUCAUCAUCAUCGUUACCACAAUCAUCAUCAUCAUCAUCACCACCACCAUCACCGCCAUCAUUCGAGGUAUAAGCCAACUUGUACCUCAUCCUGUACUUCUCCCUCCCCUUCAACGUCCUCCCCCUCUUCUUUUUCUUUUUCCUCUUCUUCUUCUUCCUCCUCUUCCUCCUCCUCUCUACCCUCAUCUCUCGCCUCAUCCUCAUCUCUCUCCUCACCCUCCGGCACCAUCUCCUCUUCUUCAACCACCUGCUCCACUACUACUGCCGCCGCCGCCGCCGCCGCAGCCGCAGCCGCAGCCGCUGCUGCUGCCGCUGCCACUAACGCUGCCACUGCCGCCGCCACCGCUGCAGCCGCCGCCGCUGCUGCUGCUGCUGCUACUGCUGCCGCUGUUGCUACCACUACUACUACUACUACCUCAUCCUCGACCAUUUCCAUCGACCAUUUGCAACAAUCUACCUCCAUCAAUUACACUUGCUCUGAGUCAACCUCCUCGUCGUACGACUCUACGACGCCAGCGAGCAAAAAGCUUUGCACCGCUCAUCACGUGCAUCAAUCGACGCUCGAAACAUCGAAGAGAAACGGAGAGGAUGGCACGGAUAUAACGACGCAGACUUCUCCUCUACCCUCCCUCAUGGACAAAAGUGCCAAGCUCGCCCUAGACACCCGAGCGUUAGCCGAGGCAUCCCGUAAUUUGACGCAGAAACUGAAGCAGCUCUCCUCUGAGGAAAAUGCGAGACACAGGCAAGGAGCGAUGAUAGAGAGUAUGCAUCAUCAUGGGAAGGGAGUAUAUUCUGGAACCUUCAGUGGGACCAUUAAUCCAGCGCUUCAGGAUCGACAUGGUCGUCCCAAACGAGAUAUUAGUACUAUUAUUCAUAUUUUAAAUGAUUUGUUAUGCGCUACACCUGCCGCUACAGCAGGACAUUAUAGGCAUCAUCAUAGGCAUUCGAAUAGCCGUCAACAAUGUCCUUCUUCAUCUAAUGGAGCACCAACUUCAGGAACUGGAACUUCUGUUGGUGUAGGCUGUCAUGAUUCAAACACAUCAGGACAUUCUUUGGAAGAAUUAUCGAAAGAAAACGAAGCUACUAAAGGAAAAAUGCGGCGUCUGCGUUUAGUCAUGGAACAACGUCGUACUAAAAGAAAAGCUAGACGGGAAGCACGUGCAGCACCGCAUGCUCCACAGUGGGCUGCUAUGACACCCGAUCCUAUUUCAAAUCAUGAUGCAAGUGCUACAACAGCAUCUGCUUCGAGCAACUCCAAUACGGCUGAAUCGCAAAACGAACCGGAACUUCAACCGUGUAGUCCCGAACCAGUUGUUGCUUGAAUUUAUUAUUAUUAUUAUUCUUUUUAUUAUUAUUAUUAUUAAUUAUUAUUAUUAUUAUUCAAAUUCAUCCUAUAAUAUUAGUACUUUUGGUUAAAUAAGUAUAACGAGCCUCGUUGGAUAUAUCACACUGAUUUAUUACUGUAGGUGUUGGAGCCCUGAUUGAUUGUUAAUUUGAAGCGUCAUGUACAUAUGUAUCUAUUAAGUUUUGCAAACGAGUUAACUCGUUAUUUCUAAAAUACGAUUUUUAUAAAUAACGAGAUGACAUAUUGGAUAUUGUUAUGUAGCUCGCGGAUUUAAAUGAUUAUCUAUGUUUUUUUACACUUUUUAUAUAAGAUCGAGAAAACACAUCACGAUUGAUGUAUUUGCACUUUGCUAUUGUUACGUUAGUUUCAAGGCGAAUGCACAAACAGUCAAAUCGUUCGAUCUUUUGUUUCUUUUUUCUUUUCUCUCUUUCUUUCUUUCUUUCUUUUUUAGAAAUUUAAUAUGUUUAUUAUUAUUAAAUUGUAACGAGAGAGAAAAUUGGGAGUACUCAGGACUCGACUGUAGUUGACAAUAAUUGUAUCUUGCUGAUUGAUAAGUCAGUGUGAGACCAGUAUACACUCGAUCAUGUCAAUAACACGAGAACGAUCGAUUUAUAAAAAAGAAAUGUUGUAAGAUUUUAUUGAAAAUGGGAUGGUAUUUCAGCUAGAAUGUUGUCGCCGGUAGAGAGACUAAAUACUUCUUGGAUAAUGGAAAAAAAAAAGAAAACUAUAUUCGCAUCAUUUUAAUCGUUAUUAUCAGAGUUACUACUCCAUGAUGUGUACGCGUAUGAUUAUACUUUUACUAUUGGCAUAUAGAGAAGUUUUGUAUGACGGAAGAAUGAAAUUUCCUACGUAAGUAUAAACAAUAUACGCGCUGAGAGUAACUGUUUCAAAAGCAAUAUAUCGUCAAGACUUCGUUGAAAAUAGAAAUCUUGCAAAACGAAAGACACUCGUUAUAGCGUGACUUUUUAUUAUGUAUAUUUCAAUUCAAAGAAACAACUUCAAAAGCCAAUUUGUAUUUUCAGAAGACAUUUACAAAUUGUUUCUAUCUUUAAUCGCAAUAAUUUGUAAGUAGGAUAUAUAAGCACUAUUUUAACGUCACUUUCGUUUAUUCUUUCAAAUAUAUUUUAUUUAAUUAGAAAAAUCAUAUCAGCCAAUUAUAAUAUUGCAUACGAAUGAUUAAUUUAAAUAUUUACAGAAACAUCAGUAAUAUAACUAUUUCAUAUAAUCCGAAGAGAAAGAGAAAGAGAAAGAGAGAGAGAGCGAGAGAGAGAGAGAGAGAGAGAGAGAGAGAGAGAGAGAGAGAAAGAGAAAGAGAGAGUCAGUCAGUCCAAUCGAGCACUUAAAAUGGCAUUAAAUUACUGUGCAUAUGUGGUGGUUAGAUCGAGCCAUUUCUCUAUAACACCGAGUCACGCGCGUUAUUACUCUUUCUAAGGAUCAUUCGUGCAUUGUAUUAUUCAAUGUAUGAUUGAAAUAAUACGUGAUCCUAUAGUUACAAUAAGAUGAUCCUAAAUGCAUGGUCCUAAUGCUACUUUGUUUAAUUUGUUUACGUUUGUUAGGUACUAAAUAGUAUAUCAUCUACUGAUAGUAUAUUGUGUUAGAUUACUUAGGGAAAAAAAAGAAAAGUUAUAUUAUAAUUAUUACUAUUAUAUUAUCAUUAUUAUUACUACUACUAUUACAGUUUUACACAAACUGGCUCAAUACUGUAACAUAAAAUUAUUCAACUUUAUCGAGUACCAAAAUAAACGAAAUUGCUUGAUAAGUUAAAAUAAUGUUUAACUAUCAUGCCUUCUUAAAUUUCUA
This is a messenger RNA of Vespa crabro (European hornet), 5428 nucleotides long. RefSeq names its product midnolin-like. Gene Ontology annotation, molecular function: ice binding; protein binding. Bases 1035 to 3605 code for a protein of 856 amino acids. The transcript is spliced from 5 exons. NCBI's taxonomy places the organism in Eukaryota, Metazoa, Arthropoda, Insecta, Hymenoptera, Vespidae. The record is from RefSeq and is a predicted model, not a curated record. Gene Ontology annotation, cellular component: nucleus.